Messenger RNA from Caenorhabditis elegans, 1586 nucleotides. It is a transcript of the gene R07B7.6, whose product is annotated as Nucleotid_trans domain-containing protein. The transcript is spliced from 9 exons. Gene Ontology annotation, molecular function: glycosyltransferase activity. Lineage: Eukaryota; Metazoa; Nematoda; Chromadorea; Rhabditida; Rhabditidae. The record is from RefSeq and is marked reviewed. The coding region runs from base 3 to 1460 and encodes 485 amino acids. Gene Ontology annotation, cellular component: membrane.
AAAUGUCAGCCACAAGAUACAAGAGAUUAACUGACAUUGAUCUAGAUGCGGAUAUUAAUACCAUUCCUGAAUCUCGUUCUAUUCAAUCAACAUUAAUUGGUUUUAUUCUGUUGUUUGGAUUCGUAGCAUGUAUGAUAUUUCUCACAAGUGUUCAAGCUCAUCCGGCAAGAGUAUCACUACAAGAUAAUGGAAAAAACAGUCCAAUUCUAAGAACUCGGUCUCAAGAAAAACCGAGAAAGAGGAAUAUUACCAAAUGGAUGGACAAUUAUUUUACGGCCGAUGAAAGUCAAUUUCUAAAUUGCUCAGAAAUGAUAAAAAACAACAAAGACGUAAUUGAGCUGUAUGUGAAUAAUGGACGAAUGAAACUUGACAACGAACGAUUAUUUGAAUUACCAAUGGAUUGUCCUUCAAUAAAAAAUCGAAUAUAUGGAGACAUGCCAUCAUUUCGACCUCUCAAACGACCCAUCGCUUUUGUACGAACUAUUUAUAAGAUUUACGAACUUCAAGAGGCUUUACUAUCUAUAUCAUACCAUCCAGACAAUGUCUUCUGUUUUGUAAUGGAUUCAAAGAGUACUGAUCGAUUAAAAGAAUCUGUUAGAAUAAUGAGUAGUUGUUUUACAAACGUUGUAGUACUUGGAAAAGAGUAUAGUUUGAACAGUGGAGGUCAUGGGCAAGAUCCAGCACAUUUUGAUUGUCUCAAAACUAUAUUAGACAGAAAAUGGGAUCAUGCUAUUAUUCUUCAGAAUUUCGACUUGAUAAUCAAAACGCCUUAUCAACUAUCAGAUAUUAGUGAAUCCCUCAAUUACACAAGUAUCAUGGGUUUUGAUCAUGGAUUCUCCUACAGAUACAAUACAAAAGCAAAGUGGACUCCGGCUGGGAUGAAGCUUUUUAAAAUUGAAACUGGAGUGCCAAAUGAAAUUCUUAAUAGAAACCUAAUUGUUCGGAAAAGCUUAAACGAAGUCAUUGUCUCAAAAGUCUUUGUGAAAUCAAUGUUCGAAAAAUUGAAUAUGGAUAUAAUCAUCAAACUAUUUGAUGAUAACGAUUACUAUGGAGUUGACGAGAUGCUUGUUCAAACACUUUAUGAAAACUAUCUUGGUUUGGAAGGACAAAUGGAAUCAAAUUGUACUAGAAAUCACAAUGAUAUUCUGACAAGAAUGACGCAUUGGGAUUUUAGUGGUCCUAAUGGAUUUGACAAGGAAUGUCAUUCGAAAUGGAAACGGCAUGGAAUUUGCAUUAUGGGUGUUGAAUACAUGAAUGAACUAAUUAAAAGUCAACAAGUCAUAGCAAACAAAGUUAUGGCAACUUUCGAUUUCGGAACUAUUGCUUGCAUGCGUGAGAUGAUAAAAAGAAAUACUGCAGGGGAAACGCCAAAUACCCAAUGGUUAACUUCUUUUCCGCAGUUUCGAGAAAUGCAACAAAAGGCAAACGGGACAUACGACAGGAAUAAGUUUGAUUGUUAAAGUUGGAUGAUUUAUGCGGGUUUCCAAUGUUACGGGAAAUUACUUCGUGUAAUUUUUAUUUAAUUGUGUUCUAAUUUAUGUCAUUUACAAGUAUUAUUUCUUUACAUAAAAUUGUUUGAAAGUCAA